GUAGGAUUUCCCGUAAUUUUUAUUUGAGAAAACAAAGACCAUAUUUUUGUACUUUUAUGGAAAACAAGACAUAAAGAUGCCAAGUGGACGGCGUAUUUUAUCCCGUAUACAGUCAAAUUCGUAUAAUAGCAGCAGUAAAGGAGGGAAUGGGAGCCAUACAGAAGAUAGAGAUUCAAACAUGGUGCCCUUGGCACAGAUGGCUGUUCUCCCUAAACACUGCUAUCUCCCAGAAAUCCCCAGCGACCCCAACAUGUCAUUUGAGGCCAUGUUAUAUUUCUUUGGAGUGAUAGCCAUGGGACUUCAGUACAUUAAUCUGUACCGCACCGUGUGGUGGCUCCCACAUAGCCAUGCCAAUUAUGCCCUGAAUUUCUAUUUGAUCGAUGUUUAUCUCGUACUGUUUUUAUGUUUCCUGAUGUGCAGAAGAAUAGUUUGGUGCUUUGUUCAAGAGAUAUAUGGAUCUAGGUCCACAAAGAGUGUAGUAUAUUGGGUUGUUCAGCUAGUUAAAGGGGUACUCUUGUCUGUUAAUGCUCUUGGUCUGAUCUACACAGUGUACCAGGUCAUUACAAACCACUCAGCAUUGUACUGUCUGUUUCUCUCCUGUCCAGCUAUAACGUAUGUGUUCCUAUUUGGUCCUUCCAUAAAACCUUUGUACCAUAAAAGUCUGGUGUGGCCUUCACCUGUGUGCGAUCGACCACGACACAAAAAGGAGGAUGAGGAGGUCGUGUUGUACCAUAAUUGUGUAUUGACCCCUGAUGUAAUUAGGUCAGAGGUCGACCAAUUCAAGUCAGACUUCAAUAACAGGAUCAAGCAAGUUUUGUUCAAUUCCCUCCUUACAGCAUACUACAUGACUUUUGUGCCACUCUGUUUUGCGCAGCAUGUACAAAACACGUGUGACUCGUGUUGGAACACUUUGUACUACGACACAUGGUGGGUGGGUCAACACGUGGUGGUCACAUGGCUGUCUGCGUUUCUGAUGCUGAUAGUACAUUACCUGCCCCCUAAGUAUCUGGAUCUCUUACACAGGACAGCCCUUCAUUUGGGUCGCUGGCAGAAAGUGGAGGGGAGACACGCCCAUGUACCAUAUAAUGCGUGGUCAGAGUUAACAGUUUGGCCACAAGGUGCUCUAGUCAAACAUGUUAAGGGGUUGUUUAAAGCCGAGGGAAUCAAUGUUACAGCAGAGCCCGGCAAUGGAAUGCAUGGGAGAUUUUAUUUUCUUUUUCAUCAGCCAAUGAGAGUGGUAAACUGGUUACUAAUUUUAACAUGGCUCCUGGUGGGGUACCAGUUUUUCUGUCUCCUACAAAGCACAGAAUGGAAUCAUAUUGUCUGCAUAGCUCUUGUUUUAUUUUGUAAUUAUUAUACUCUGUUCAAGCUUUUAAGGGACAGAAUUAUUUUAGCCAAAGCUUAUAAAGAGGAAAUAUCUGAGGAAGAGAAGUGACAUUUUACCAUGACUUUACAUGACAAAACACUUUAAAAGUAUUUGUAUUUAUUUAUUGAAGCAGACCAUGCCAAAAUGACACCAAAAGUGUGAGUUUUUUUUUUGAACUGACAACUUCUAUAUACCAAGGGUAAUGCACUUUUUCUGCAUACUCAAUGAACAUAUGUAGUCCAUCUUCAAUGUGCAUGGGAUGGUUAAUUAACUUAUUUUUGUUGUACAAGAUGUAAAAUAACAAUUCAUGCUGAGCAUGUCUUAAAUGAGUAUUUUACAUAGAUAAAUAUAUUUGCAGCAUUGAA
This is a messenger RNA of Saccostrea cuccullata (small rock oyster), 1731 nucleotides long. Its product is annotated as transmembrane protein 39A-like. The coding region runs from base 77 to 1435 and encodes 452 amino acids. The transcript has 9 exons. The record is from RefSeq and is a predicted model, not a curated record. Lineage: Eukaryota; Metazoa; Mollusca; Bivalvia; Ostreida; Ostreidae. Gene Ontology annotation, cellular component: membrane.